This is a messenger RNA of Mucor mucedo, 1218 nucleotides long. RefSeq lists its product as uncharacterized. The record is from RefSeq and is a predicted model, not a curated record. The transcript has 10 exons. The coding region runs from base 1 to 1218 and encodes 405 amino acids. NCBI's taxonomy places the organism in Eukaryota, Fungi, Mucoromycota, Mucoromycetes, Mucorales, Mucoraceae.
AUGAAUAACUUUAAUUCCGAAAAGCACUUCCUUAGAUUCUUCAAACGAACACCAAUCCAUGACUGGAGUUUCCAGGGCUAUAUUUCGUAUUCAAACGCGAAUAAUGAUCGACUUUCACGUAAAUCAGCGGUGCGUUCAAGAUAUAGAGCCUGCUUAAAUGAUUUGCUUUUAAUAAAAGAUUUGAAGGAGGAAGGUCAACAAAAGGCGCUAGAAUUGCUCGCAGAAAGCGAAACCGACGGAAGCAACUCACCAUCAAGCCAAACCAUCUUCAGCAACUAUGGAACAGUAGGAGUCGUCUCAGGUGGAACAUUCAGCGUACAAAGUAGAAAAAGAGCAGCAGCAGAUACUUCAGUGGGCUGCACUAAAAAGAAGGGGCAUUUGGCUUAUGAAAUGAAUGGCGAGAGAGAGGAAGAAGAAGAAGAGGAGGAGGAGGAAGAGGAGGAAGAAGGGGAAGAGGACGAGUUCAAUAGUACUGCAAACAUCCUAGAUGAUAUUCAAAGUUGUAUCCUCUAUAUUCGAGACUUUAUCUUUUUGUCGAGUAUGCAUGUAAUAGACCUAAGUAAUACCAUUUCCGUGAAUCUCCUGCAACAAACCUUAAACCAAGACAACUAUAAUGAAAUCAAGAACGCUUGUUCUAUCAAGGCUGUUUCCCUCACCAAAGAAUGUAAUGAUUUCCUGAAAUUAUGUGAAAGCCCCCUGAAUCCUAUAAGUCAAAAAUUGAGAGAACGCAGUGCUGCCACCUGGAGUACUUUUCCGGUUAUUAAUUCUUUAUUUUUACAAUAUCAAGAUUUGAUCGAACUUAAAUGGAUUGAAGUGCUCCAUGCUGACUUGGAGAGUAGUAAAAUCGAUGGCCUAGCACUUAAAAGAAAAAGUAAUUCAAUGGUAAUAUUAAUUGAACUUGCAGGGGGUUCCCACACAAACACAGAGAAGAAAUUAGAGAGAGACUGCUUCAAGACUUACAAGAAUGUUAUCAAGACACUGAGGAAAGAUAACAAACAAAAGGUGUUUACUGUUUUUUAUCACGAUAAUAUUUUCAUCUUUGAAAGCUUGACAAAAUACAAUCAAUGCUAUAGAGGUUACUAUCAAACUCCAAUCAUGGCCCGAAAGCUAAAUGGUGUUAGCGAAUCAACUCAUAUCCGUCUUUGGUUACUAAACAAUUUCCUUUAUGGAAAUAAAUGUUCCGAAAAAAAGUUUUUUACUAGUUUUUGUAGCCAUUGA